This is a messenger RNA of Candidula unifasciata, 1094 nucleotides long. Lineage: Eukaryota; Metazoa; Mollusca; Gastropoda; Stylommatophora; Geomitridae. The record is from the annotation of a GenBank genome assembly.
AUGGUAAACAAUACACAGGACGUCGUGCUGCGGGGCUCCAAUGAUGUGUUUCCCAACACACUAUUUGCCUUGAACAAUCGAACGCUGAAAAUCUCCACCGUGCAGUGGUAUCCUUUCGUUACGCUGUCAGCAAACGGCUACGAAGGACUGUGUAUGGACAUGUUGAAACUGAUGGAAACCGUUAUGAAUUUUACAGCAGAGAUUAUAGAGCCUAAAGACGGAGAAUGGGGAAAACCAUUGAGAAAUGAUUCCACGUUAUUUACUGGACUGGUCGGACAACUUCAAAGACAGGAGGUGGACAUGGUGGUGGCUCCGCUGGCAAUGGAUGGCGAAAGGGAUAAUGUCAUUGACUUCGCAUACCCGUUCUUCACCGAUUACACAACAGUGGUAUUUAAACGACAGGACCCUAAUAGCUCCAAGUGGCUCACUUUGAUACGCCCGUUUAAGUGGCAGGUACAUCUGACCAUCUGGAUUUCCAUGAUUAGCGUAGCAAUACUCAUUACGAUACUGGAGCGGCGGAACCCUUACUAUCAGGCCAACUCACAGAAAAGUGCAUUUGACAAUUUCAUCGAUUCCAUCUGUUAUUUGUUCGGCUCUCUUCUGACACAAGGCGGCGAGGAGCUGCCUACGUCCACAACUGGACUCACCCUCGUUAGCUUCUGGCUGAUGUUUUCUGUGAUCGUGGCCUCGACCUACAGCGGUAACCUCAUCGCUUUCCUGACGGUCAACUUAGAUACGCUUCCGUUCGAUUCCCUGCAGAGUAUGCUCGAUCAGAAUGGGUAUAAGUAUGGCACAGUAGGAACCAUUGCGCAUAAAACAAGAUUAGGGACAUCUCACGACCCAGUUAAACAGAGAAUCUGGGAGCAAAUCAAGAGCUUCAACAAAUCUGACCCCAGCGUUCUGUCCCCCAGAGUUGACUAUCAUCGAGACAAGGUAUCCAAAGGGGAUUACGCCUUCUUUGGCGACAAGUCCAGAAUUGAUAUCUGGGCUAACAAGGACUGUGAGCUGAGAACCAUCAAAGAGAAGUUCUUCCCAGUGCAGUAUGCAGUGGGUCUGGUAAAGAACUCUUCAUACAGGACUCUAGUUUCCAGAGC